GAGCUCACGGCGCAGACAGCGUGAGGGGAGCGAAAAUGGGUGUUACUCAGACGGUUUUAACAUGAAUGGGAAAGCGAGCCUAGCAUGAGUUGUCAUUACUUACAAAUAUCAGCACGGCAGUGAAAGCUCAAAGCAGACGUUUCCAUCUGAAACAACGAGUGCUCCAUAAAAUCUUCCGACAGUGGUUAAUGCUAAGUCGACGAUUGCUUUUGAGUUUGAAACCCUUUCAUGAGAUCUGGAAGUAAAGGUACCGAAAACUGGUCUGAGUAAGGAGAACAAAAUGCUGCAAUUUGUAUAUGAACUUUCGGUAGAAAAUAAGAUCUUCUACUCGGUUCUACUCUUCUCGUGGACAGUCUAUUUAUGGGAGGCCUAUCUCGCGUACAGACAGCGCAAGGUGUACAGGUCCACCACUCACGUGCCCAUGGAACUGGGCAGGAUCAUGGACACGGAGACAUUUGAGAAGUCGCGGCUGUACCAGCUGGACAAGAGCACUUUCAGCUUCUGGUCAGGACUGUACUCCGAGACAGAGGGGACGCUGAUUCUCCUGUUAGGAGGGAUUCCUUUCUUGUGGAAGGUAUCGGGCGGUCUCAUUGAGCGAGCUGGACUCGGACCAGAACAUGAGAUCUCCCAGUCCCUCAUGUUCCUGCUGCUGGCCACUCUCUUCAGUGCUUUCACUGGCCUUCCCUGGAGCAUUUACAGCACCUUUGUCAUCGAGGAGAAGCACGGCUUCAACCAGCAGACACUGGGUUUCUUCCUGAAGGACGCGGUAAAGAAGUUUGUGGUGACGCAGUGCAUCCUGCUGCCCGUCACCUCCCUGCUGCUCUACAUCAUCAAAAUCGGCGGAGACUACUUCUUCAUCUACGCCUGGCUGUUCACCCUCGCUGUCUCUCUGGUGCUGGUGACAGUCUACGCCGACUACAUUGCUCCACUGUUUGACAAGUUCACCCCCCUGCCUGAAGGGGAGCUGAAGGAGGACAUUGAGGCCAUGGCAAAGUCAAUCAGCUUUCCUCUCACUAAAGUCUACGUGGUGGAAGGGUCCAAGCGCUCGUCCCACAGCAAUGCCUAUUUCUACGGGUUUUUCAAGAACAAGCGCAUCGUGCUCUUUGACACCCUGCUGGAGGACUACUCUCCUCUGAACAAGUCCGGGGAGCCGGAGCCGGAGCCCAGUGAGGAGAACGACGCCGCCGAGGCCAAGCCCAGGCCCAAGAAUAAGAAGCAGGGCUGUAACAACCGUGAGGUUCUGGCUGUGCUGGGCCACGAGCUGGGCCACUGGAAACUGGGCCACACUGUGAAGAACAUUGUCAUCAGCCAGAUGAACUCCUUCCUGUGCUUCUUCCUCUUUGCUGUUCUGAUUGGUCGUAAGGAGCUCUUCGCUGCCUUUGGGUUCCACGACAGCCAGCCCACCCUGAUUGGCCUGAUGAUCAUCUUCCAGUUCAUCUUCUCCCCCUACAAUGAGCUGCUGUCUUUCUGCCUGACGGUCCUCAGCCGCAGGUUCGAGUUCCAGGCGGACGCCUUUGCCCGCGGCAUGGGCAGGGCCUCGGAGCUCUACUCCGCCCUCAUCAAGCUCAACAAGGACAACCUGGGCUUCCCGGUGGCGGACUGGGUGUUCUCCAUGUGGCACUACUCCCACCCCCCGCUGCUGGAGCGCCUGCAGGCUCUCGGGGGCCCGAAGGAAGACUGACGGCCCCGGGGGAGGGGGUCCCGGCAGACAGGCCCCCGCAGGCUCCUCCAGGCCCUCUGACGGCCCCUUCCUCUUCCCCCUACUUGCCUUCAUCUCUCUCGUUCUGUGGUUUCUUUCAGCACUGCAUCCAAAUUGGUGAAAACGGAAAAAGCAGCCCCAAACUAAAAUCUUUGAUAAGUGGGGGGUAAAUCUGUUUAUUCCAAGAAAUUGAAAUCUCAUUGGAAAACUGCAAAAAAAGUCGUCUUUGCACCAGAAAAACAUUCCAUUAUACAGAAUAUAUAUUUUAGCUGCUUUCAGAACUUUCAACAGCUUGUUUUCAUCUAAUUUCCCUUCUGUGAUUUUUUUCUUCUUAUCUAACACCAUCUACAUGAAUCUUCUUCACAACCAUUAACUGGACAGUCAGUUUAUGAAACAUCUGGUAAAAUAUAACUGACUAAAUCAGAUAACUGACCCUUAAAAAAACACCCAAAUUAUCGACUGUUUCUCACAAUACAUUCCCUUUUUGUCUCUUAACCUACAGCCUCCAAUUUUGAUCAGUUGAAUGCGUUUGAAGCCAGUUUUUUUUUUUUUGGGGGGAGGAGGUAUUACGAUCACACUGGAGUACUGUUAAUAGCUUGCAGAGAACACAGUGGAGAUGGGGACUAAAGGGAUUAGUUUCUCAUCUUCGAGAAUGACGGACUCUUGUGUAAUACAUGAGAUGUUUCAAUUUAAUAAACAAUUAAAAUUGUAGACUGGCAUAUCUGUACAGUAUUUAGUGUAUAUAAAAUGUCUACAAGAUAUCCACCCCAUAUCAAACCUGUGAUUUAUUUUAGAGCAGUUUGAAGUGGAAUUCCCUGGAAUUGUGGAAAAAGGGUAAUUUUAUCAUGACAGGCUUUGAGUGUGCCUCUCAGGUGAGUGAAAUUAAACUUGCCUGAUCAGAGCUCCUGUCAGCUUAUAAUGAGUAUAGACAAGGGAUGAUGUUAGUUUUUAAGUAAUAUUAGGGGCUCCUGAUGAAAAUGGAAGGUUUUUAUGUUCCCGUUCUUGAAAUCUGAAAAUCCCUUAAAGGGUGCUGUUUUUUUUAUUGUAAUACUAAAAUUUGGAAAAUUGGUUUAACUUUGAAAUUGUAAAUAUUUAUUUAGUUUGGUGAUUUAAAAAAGGUAAAAUGCUGAUGAAGAACUCUAAAAUUACGACUGUUUUGUUUUGGUGCCUGCUUUUCCUUUGUGUAGUCGUGUGAGUUCAGUGUCGCAACACGAUGCUGACUCGCUCGCUGUAUUACUCUGAAAGUUUGAUUUGAAAGUGACUGAUGUACUUUUGCUGUAUCGCAAAUAAAAAAAAACAAUUGUCUUAAUGA
Messenger RNA from Lepisosteus oculatus (spotted gar), 3011 nucleotides. RefSeq names its product zinc metallopeptidase, STE24 homolog (gene zmpste24). Gene Ontology annotation, molecular function: metalloendopeptidase activity. Gene Ontology annotation, biological process: CAAX-box protein processing. Gene Ontology annotation, cellular component: endoplasmic reticulum membrane. The record is from RefSeq and is a predicted model, not a curated record. NCBI's taxonomy places the organism in Eukaryota, Metazoa, Chordata, Actinopteri, Semionotiformes, Lepisosteidae.